Messenger RNA from Cynara cardunculus var. scolymus (artichoke), 693 nucleotides. RefSeq lists its product as uncharacterized. The record is from RefSeq and is a predicted model, not a curated record. The transcript has a single exon. Bases 1 to 693 code for a protein of 230 amino acids. NCBI's taxonomy places the organism in Eukaryota, Viridiplantae, Streptophyta, Magnoliopsida, Asterales, Asteraceae.
AUGUUGAAAGCAACAAAUUACACUACUUGGGCAAUUCGGAUGCAAAUAAUCUUGGAAGCAAAUGGUCUUUGGGAAAUGAUUGAACCACAACCAACAACACAAGCUGAUGCAAAAAAGGAUAAAACCGCUAUCGCCUAUAUUUAUCAAUCACUAACAGAAGAUCAAUUACUUCUCAUUUCAAAAUACAAAACUGCAAAGGCAGUUUGGGAUGCUUUGAAGACAAGACACAUUGGAGUAAACAGUGUCCAACAAGCAAGACUACAAACAGUCAAGACGGAAUUUGAGAUGUUACAGAUGAAAGAAAAUGAAUCAAUCGAUUCAUUUACUACAAAGUUGACGGGUAUUAUCAACAAAGCGGCAAGCUUGGGAUUAACAUAUGAAGAUUCCACUCUCGAACGAAAAUUAUUAAAUGUCGUACCCGACAGAUUUCUUCAAAUUGUUGCAUCCAUUGAACAAUACUCGAACUUAGAUACUAUGUCUCUAGACGAAGUAAUCGGGAGACUGAAGCCUUUUGAAGAAAGACUCAAGUAUAAAAAGGAAAGAUAUGUGGACACUCAAGAGGGAUUGAUGUUCACGCAGCAUGAAGCUCGAGGCCAACCUUACAGAGGAUGUGGUCGUGGUAGAUUUAACCAAUCACGAGGCCGAGGGAAUAACAGAUUUAGAUCAGAAAGAAAGAACUGGGAACCUUCAUAG